Messenger RNA from Racocetra persica, 593 nucleotides. The record is from the annotation of a GenBank genome assembly. Lineage: Eukaryota; Fungi; Glomeromycota; Glomeromycetes; Diversisporales; Gigasporaceae.
AAUUACGUUAAUAUUAACUCACCUCUUUUAUGGGAAUGUGAAAAUAGUCAUCAGUUUCUCCUUUCUCUUUCAAAUGUCAAAAAUGGAAAAAAUUGGUGUCGUGAGUGUAUGAAACUUGAACUUGAAUUUGCCCAGAAUUUUGCAAAUAAAAGGGGUGGGACAUGUCUUUCUAGUUCUUAUCAUAACAGACGUACUCCGCUAUCUUGGAAAUGUUCUAAAGGACAUUCAUGGUUUGCUCGAAUUGAUAGUAUUCAAAGAGGGACUUGGUGCCCACAUUGUGUAGGUAAGUCUGAGAAACUUGACAUUGAAUAUGCGAAAGAAUUAGCACGUAGCAGAAAUGGAGAGUGUUUAUCCAAUGUUUACAUCAAUUAUACAACGCAUUUACACUGGAGAUGUUCCAAAUCACAUGAAUGGCUUGCUUCCCUCAAUGGUAUUAAGAACAAGAACUAUUGGUGUCCAUAUUGCGCUAGCACAAAACUUGAUAUUUUGGUAGCCAAAGCUAUUGCAUAUAGUCGAGGAGGGGAAUGCUUAACGGAUUCUUAUACCAAUUGCAAAAGCCAGUUACUCUGGAGAUGCAAUAAAAACCAUCAAUG